This is a messenger RNA of Fusarium odoratissimum NRRL 54006, 1824 nucleotides long. RefSeq lists its product as uncharacterized. The transcript is spliced from 2 exons. Gene Ontology annotation, molecular function: FAD binding; oxidoreductase activity. The coding region runs from base 1 to 1824 and encodes 607 amino acids. The record is from RefSeq and is a predicted model, not a curated record. Lineage: Eukaryota; Fungi; Ascomycota; Sordariomycetes; Hypocreales; Nectriaceae.
AUGAGAGUCGACGUUACUCUCUUCGCAUCCGCGUUGGCCUUCUGCACCACGAGUGCCGCCGAGUUGUUCUGCAAAAACCACCCAUCCAGUACACAUUGGCCUUCGGCCGGGGAAUGGGACGCCCUCAACCACACCGUCGGAGGCGGCUUAAUCAGAUCGACGCCUGUCGCCUCGUCUUGCUACAAAGACAGCAAUUUCGCAUCUGUCUUCAGCUGCAAGAACGUGACUGAAAGCUGGUUCUUAUCUGAGUUUCAUGCGCUACAACCCGAGUCAAUUGGGUAUUCUUACUGGGCAAACAACUCGUGUGUCCCUCCCAACGACCAUGGCUAUCGAUCCGGACAAAGCUGUAAGAUUGGCGGUCUGCCUCAAUACGUUCUUGAGGCUACAUCUGCAGCUCAGAUAGCCACCGCUAUGAAAUGGGCCAGCUCACGCAACAUCCGCAUCGUGAUAAAGGGCACAGGACACGAUCUCAAUGGAAGAUCUAGUGGCGCUUAUUCUUUGUCCAUCUGGACACAUCGGCUUCGUGAUAUGAGCUUCCAGUCUGACUGGCCUCAUCCCUUGAAGAGCAUAACCGAGCACGUCGCUGUGGUCGGAAGUGGCAACAACUGGGGAGAUGUGCUCCAGGGGGCUUACUCAGUGGGAAGAACAGUCGUCAGCGGUCAAGAUCCCACGGUUGGUUUAGGCGGAUUCAUCGGAGGCGGUGGGCAUGGUCCUCUAUCCAGUCACCAUGGCCUCGCCGCCGAUCAGGUUCUUCAAGCCACAGUCGUGACUACAGACGGUCGUAUCCUGGUCGCGAAUCCUGCUCUGAACCAAGAUCUUCUCUGGGCCAUUCGCGGUGGCGGCCCUGGCCUGUACGGAGUUGUCGUUGAGUAUGUUUUACGAACUCACCCUUAUCCCAAGAACGUGGUCUGGUCAUCAAUCUCUAUAGACCUUGCAGAAAAUGCGACAGUUGAGGCAGCUACGGCCUCUUGGAAAGCUAUGGCGGUUCUGGUCAGAAGUCUUCCAGGCUUGAUGGAUCUUGGAAUCACCGGAAACGGGUUCGCUUCGACAUCAACAAUCUCAACCAGAGACAGCCACUCAUCCGUUCAAAGGGGCGUCGGACUCAAAAUGACACUAUUUGGCUACAACACCACGACCCUGGCACUGAAAUCUUUGCUUGAGCCAACCAGCCGCAGAAUGAUGACUUACGCUGAUGUUGAAGGCCUCAAAGUUACAAUGAUGGAGCCAAAGAUGGAAUCUGAUUACUUGACCUUUUUCGAUGUGCUAAACCCGAACCCCAGCGCAUGUAGCGAUAUCAGUUUAGUCUCCAGUCGUCUACUCGGCCAUUCCCAGCUCACGGAUCUGUCUUUGGCGGACGUUCAGACACAUCUUUACACCAUCAUGAACUCUCAGGUUGAAGGAGAACCCUCAAACGUGAUUAUUGGUCUCCAAGGCGGACCGGGUCCCAGAGAUGUAUCACACGACAUGCGCGGUGGUCUGAACCCAGCAUGGCGACAGGCCUACCUCCACCUCUUAAGUACCGGUGUCAAACUCAACGUAACCAACCCCAACAUUCAGGGCGAGCUCAGGGUGGCGGCCGAGUGGAUUGAAGAGCACAAGGAAGUUGUGUGGCGUAAGUGGGCGCCCGGUUCCGGCUCCUACAUCAACGAAGCAAACCCCUUCAACGGGAACUUCAAAGAGGACUUCUACGGCGCAAGUUAUGACCGCCUUGUUGAGAUCAAGCAGGAAUACGACCCGACCGAUAGCCUCUACGUCCUUUCAGGGGUUGGUAGUGACAAGUGGCAGUACGAUUUAAACAGCGGGAUGCUUUGUGCUGAAGAUUAA